AUCAUUCCCGAAAGCACACAAUUGUGCAACUUUGUCGUUCUCUGCGAUGGCAAUAAUUUAUUGCUAAUUGAGUCCGAAGUUUAUUGGGAAUCGUUCAGGCACGUUUUGAAAACCGCUCAAAUGCUGAACUUGACCGCAUUUCCCCUGGAAAAAUAUAUUGUUCGUGCUAUCACCGACGUUGAACCUCCACCCGCACUCUUAGAUCCACGACUGGAUCCUGACCAAGAGAUCAUGUUGUCUUCCGAACAAAGACGGUACAAUAUAAAUCCUUUGACAGUUCAAACCUGGUCAUCAGCUGAUGUGCUUGGAUUGGAUGCCAAUCAAUUUGAAGCUUUCAGGGCGGCUUUAACCAAACGAUUCGUAAUUAUACAGGGCGCACCCGGAACAGGUAAAACUUAUGUUGGUCUUCGUGUCGUUGAAGCGAUCUUACAGAAUCCUCGGUUCAGGACUGGACUAAAAGAACUUCCCGAAGAUUUGGACAUGUUUUGGGAGUACAAAUCGCCGUUGCUUUGCAUUUGUUGUACAAAUCAUGCGUUGGAUCAGUUUUUGGAAGGCAUAGUGGGCAUAAUGAAUAAAAAUUUCUUGAACCCAAAAAUAGUGCGCGUUGGAGGACGAAGCAAAUCAACGAUCUUGAGCGAAUUUAAUCUACGAGAAAUCGUCCGACGAAUCCAUGAGUGGACUCCAUUGGAGAAAUUUAAAGGAGAACGAAGAGAAAAUGAAGCAACUCCAAGAUCGUAUAAAGAAUCACAAACAAACCACUGCGGAAUUAGAGUGGCCUACCGGUAUGUACACACAAUUUCUGGAGAACAAAAUUUUCUUAAGAUACGGAGCUUGGAAGCUAAUCACGGUGCGGUUGAAUGA
Bradysia coprophila is the source of this 861-nucleotide messenger RNA. RefSeq names its product helicase required for RNAi-mediated heterochromatin assembly 1-like. The record is from RefSeq and is a predicted model, not a curated record. Lineage: Eukaryota; Metazoa; Arthropoda; Insecta; Diptera; Sciaridae.